AUUUGAUUGCUUAUGUUGGCGAACUGUCUACGUCUUAACCGUUGCGCUCUUUUGAAUAAUCUUUUAUUAUUUAUUUGAAUACUUAAGACUCUAUUUGUAAACAAGUAAAACUUAUAUUGCGCUUUAAAUAAAUUUUUGCUUUUUAACUUUAAUAAUUGUAGUCAUAUUUUAAUUUCAUCGGUUUACAUUAUAAAGAUGCCAAGUGUAAUAAACAAUAGUAUUGACGCAACUCGACCAGUGGACGGCACCAAAAUGCAGUUAGAUUCGUUGGAAUUGGCUGGUUGUACACUAGACCGGUAUAUUAGCGCUGAUAAUUCGCGCCCUUCGUUUUUAGAGAUCACUGGAAUAGCAACUCAAAGAAGUCCAACAUGCAGUGGUCUCAAUGCAGGGGACUACAGGAACCUCGCGGCUCUAGUGAAUCAUCCCAGCUUAUCUCAAUUGAAGAUAUUAAAUAAAGUUCCUUUACCACCUGAAAUUAUGGAACACUUUGCUCAUAUGCAGUGCCAUUGUCUAAUGGGAGUAUUUCCAGAAAUCAGCAGAGUAUGGCUAGCUAUAGACAGCAAUAUAUAUGUAUGGGCCUUUGAGCAUGGUAGUGAUGUAGCAUAUUUUGAUGGUUUAGGAGAAACAAUAGUCAGCGUGGGCUUAGUCAAACCUAAAUCCGGAGUAUUCCAGAACUUUGUUAAAUAUUUAUUAGUUCUCACAACAACAGUUGAAAUAGUAGUCUUAGGUGUAACAUUUUCCUCUAGUAAAAAUGAUGGGUCGGGAGAAUUCCAAGAGAUACAUCUGGUUCCGGAGCCUGUAUUUGUGUUGCCAACUGAUGGCAUAUCGAUGAUGUGUGUCAAGUCUACUGCUAAAGGCAGGAUCUUCAUGGGCGGGAAAGAUGGAUGUUUGUAUGAGAUCACAUACCAGGCUCAACUGGGUUGGUUUGGUAAACAUUGUAAAAAAGUAAAUCAUUCUACAAGUACUCUCUCAUUCCUGGUGCCGACAUUCCUCAGUGCUGCCUUAUAUGAUGAGGAUCCAAUAGUUAAGAUUGAAGUAGAUAAUUCUAGACAUAUUCUAUACACACUCAGUGAAAAAGGUUGUAUAGAAGUAUUUGAUUUGGGCGUAGAUGGAGAAGGACUGAGCCGAGUCAUGAGGCUAAGUCAAGGAAAGAUUGUGUCUUCAGCUGUUGAAAUUGUCAAGACUUUGGAACCUGGAAACUUCAAGCCAGUAGUAGCAAUCUCUGCUGUUGAUGAAUCAGAGUCAGAUCAUCUGAAUCUUGUUGCUGUUACCCAAACAGGAGCCCGAUUGUACUUCACUACUGGAGAUGGAGAUCCAAACCAAAACGGUCCCCAGCGUCCACACUACCUUACGUUGCUGCAUGUGCGUCUGCCGCCGGGAUUCACGCCUAACUCUUCAGUGCUAAAACCUAAACAAGUACAUAGUGCUGUCUAUGAGAAUGGGUCUUUGGUAAUGGUGUGUUCUGCGGGCGGCGGCGGCGAGGCGGAGGCGCUGUGGUGCCUGUCGCGCGUGCUGGCGGCCGGCGCCAGCUUCAGCGAGUCGCACACGCUGCUGGCGCUGGACGGGCCCGCCUGGGCACUCACCGCGCUCCCACAUCAUCAUUCCAAACAUCUCUCACCAGCAAUGCUGUCCAAAAAAGAGGUUUGGAGCGUGUCCCGUUGGGCGGUGGUGACGUCAGCGGGCGCGUGCGUGGCGGAGGCGGGCGGCGCGCCCGACCUGCUGCGCGCGCUGCUGCGGGACUGUCGCGGACCUGACGCACAUCCCGUCAAGGACUUCUUCCAGUUAUACAGCGUGGAGCAAGCCUGCGCAUGCGCACUUUACCUAGCGUGUGAAGAUAUAACCAGCGGCGACCUAUCUAUAAGCGAGUGGGCGACGCGCGCUUUCUUUUUGUACGGUAACCAGAUGGCGGCGACACCGUCACCGAUGUUCCAACAACCUUCGCAAAUGCCUUCCAUAAAUUCUCCAAAGUUCUCACCACGCCAGAUGUCGACUCCUAUGACAGUUAGAGGCCCACAAGGUCAAAUACAACAGGGUAAACUGAACCAGUCUUACCAACAAGCACCUAUGAACCAGUCCUUCCCUGGCUCACCCAACCAGUCUCUAAUGCCUCAGUCUCCCUUCCAUCAGAGUAUGAUGAGCCCUGGCUUCAACCAGUCAUCAUUUGUUGGGAACAUGACACAACAGCAAAGAGAUCCUAAUUUCGUACCUCCAGUAGAGUAUACCGCGAAGCAUAAUGGUCUAUACAUAUACAUUGGCAGAAUCUUGGCUCCGAUAUGGAACCUCAAAUGUGUUUCCGUUUCUCAAUCACCUGAUCGCAAAGAGUUCAUGAGUAGCAGAGUGACAGGCGAAGAUUGUGCUUACAUAGUUCAAAAACUCCAACGCGUAUCCGCCUUUAUGCAAAGAACAUUGGCUCCUCCGCAUUCCGACGAGCACGCUUCUUUGCAGGCUCUCAAACUAUUUAUAACAAUGGCGAUUGAAAUGUUAAGCUUAUGGAAAGUUCUCUGCGAACAUCAGUUUCAUGUGAUAGCCGCUAGUCUUCCACCUGAUCAACAAAAUGCAUUGCAGGCUGCUAGUUUUAGGGAAUUAUUAGUAGGUGGUCAAGAAGUAGCAUGUUUACUUCUCGGAUCUCUAGUCGCUGGUUACUUGAGGGACAACGCCUCGGUGGACGGCAUUUCACAGAAGCUGAGACAACUCUGUCCUACUUUGUAUAGACAAGAAGAUGCUACUUGUUCUAAGGCCAACGAAUUAUUAAUAUUCGCGAAGCAACAAAAGAAUCCGGCUGAGAGAGAAGAAAUGCUUCAACAUGCUCUAAAGUUGUGUAAAGAUGUGGCACCAAACGUCAAUCUACCAUUGGUUUGUGCCAAGCUGGUGUCGGCGGGCUUUUACACCGGUGUUGUGGAGUUGUGCGUGGCCUGUGCCUCUAAACUGGACCCGCAAGAUAAAGCUGUUCACUAUUAUAAGAGCGACCAGCCUUCACAGGAUAGAGAGGGACAUUUUAUAUACUACAGAAGAAUGGAGAUAUACCGCGAGGUGUGUUCAGCGCUGGAGCGCCUGUACGAGCGCAGCGCAGAGGCCACCACCAGCGAGCCCUCGCCGCUGCGCUCGCAGCCAACCAACGACUCCAUGCUUACCAUGUCCCCGGCAGACGCUAAUUACCAGGGACGAAAAUUAGUGUGGGAAUGUCUUUCUCGAGAUGACGAACUUUUACAUGUAGCUGUGUAUGAGUGGCUGGUGUCGAAGAAUUUGGGAUCAGAGCUGCUGUCGCUGGGCCGCGCGCCGCCGGGCUCGCUGCGCACGUACCUGGCGGCGGCGGCGCGCUCGGCGGGCGCGGGCGCCGCGCUCACGCUGCUGGACCUGCUGUGGAAGGUGCUCGAGAAGAGCGGCGACCACCUCGCCGCCGCCAACGUGCUCGAGGGACUCGCCACCAGGCCCGGGUCUGGCGCGACGCUGGCGCAGCGCAUGUCGUGGCUGUCGGCGGGCGUGGUGUGCGUGCGCGGCGCGGGCGGCGGCGGCGGCGGCGGCGAGCUGCUGCGGCGCCUGGAGGAGGCGGGCGAGGUGGCGCGCGUGCAGGCCGCCGUGCGGGCCGCCGCGCGCGCGCUGCCGCCGCCGCUGCAGCCGCACCGCCAGCUGCUGCAGCGCCUCGACGACGAGCUGCUCGAGAUCACGCAGCUUUACGAAGAAUAUGCUGAUCGUUUCAACCUAUGGGAGUGCAAGUUAGCAAUUGUGCAGUGCUCUGGCCAUAACGACGCUUUGCUCGUCGAAAACAUCUGGACGAAUAUCCUGGCCGAAGCAGAGGCCGUUGCGAGGAGCCUGCCGACGCCUGACGAGCGACUCGCAUCCGUACUCAGCAAGCUGACCACUCUCGGCAGGGAUUAUGUUAACACCGGGCACUGUUUCCCAUUAUAUUUCAUUGUCCGUCAACUAGAAAUAAUGAGUUGUAAGCUACAAGCAGAUAGAGGAAUGGUGUUUAGAACAAUUUUAAAUAUCGGCGUGUCACUAGAGCAGGUGCUGGACAUCUACAUCAAGCUCGUGAGCGUGAAUGAGCGCGUGUGGCUGGGCUGCGGCGACGAGUCUCACGUGUGCCGCUGCGCCGCGCUGCUGCUGGACGUGGCGCGCGCGGAGCUGGCGCCGCUGCCGGUAGCGCUGCGCCGCCGCGCGCUCGCGCGGUGUAAGGACCUGCACGAGGCCGCGCUCUCCGCGCUGCAGGCGAGGCCUAACACUCAACGUCUGAUCGACCGUCUGUCAGUGGCGCAGGCGCACUUGGACCGCAUGGAUUGAAUAUAGAUAUAGUUAUUAGAGUAAGGUAUCCUCUUAAGUCUACAUAAUUAUGAGAACAUUACGUAAUACAAAACCGAGAGCUUACCAAAUUGUUAAACUUAAAUUGUUUUUGGUUGUGU
Molecule: messenger RNA, 4397 nt
Organism: Trichoplusia ni (cabbage looper)
Lineage: Eukaryota; Metazoa; Arthropoda; Insecta; Lepidoptera; Noctuidae
Gene: Nup154
Product: nuclear pore complex protein Nup154
Exons: 25
Coding region: 196-4278 (1360 amino acids)
Biological process (GO): transcription-dependent tethering of RNA polymerase II gene DNA at nuclear periphery; RNA export from nucleus; protein import into nucleus
Cellular component (GO): nuclear pore; nuclear pore inner ring
Molecular function (GO): structural constituent of nuclear pore
Source: RefSeq, a predicted model, not a curated record